This is a messenger RNA of Funneliformis caledonium, 1008 nucleotides long. NCBI's taxonomy places the organism in Eukaryota, Fungi, Glomeromycota, Glomeromycetes, Glomerales, Glomeraceae. The record is from the annotation of a GenBank genome assembly.
AUGGCAGCUAACUUUACCUUUCGCGUACAUUCAGAAGCCGUCGUAAAUAUUCCAUAUUCGGUAUAUUUUGAUUUUGUUCCAUAUGAAAAGUGGUCUCUAAAAAGUUACAUAACUUUACUAGUUAAUAAUUAUGAGCACGUUGAUAAAAAGGAAGCUCAUUUUGCCUUUUAUAGAAACUUAUGUUCAAUUCUUGACGAUGAAAAAAUGUCUCAAGAAGUUCGCGAUAUUGCCAAGAAACUCCUGAAAAGCAAAAAAACCGAUGUUUCCAAAGCUAAUAAUAGCUUUUGGAACACUUCGUCACCUGCAUCGUCAUCGUCCAAUAACGGAAAAAAGAGAAGUGCGACAGAAUUAAUAAGCACUUCAUCUAUAAUUCCUACUAUUAACACAGAAAUGACAUGCUUUGUUCCUGACGUAGAUGUGCCGUUGAAAGCCAAUGGUUUAUUAGAUAUCCUUGAAGUGAUAAAGUCAGCCGUACAUACUUUUGACAAGGAUACUAUUGAAAUAGGUGUUGGAUCAUCAGUUGCGAUAAAGUGGUACGCAAAAGGGCAUAAAACUUUUGAGGACGUAUUGAAAAAUGAAAAAUUAACUCAUUGUAUUUUGACAGAAGUACAAAAAAUUUCGGAUUGGGUAAAAAGUGCAGCACUUUCUAUUGACUACAAGUUGGAAUGUAUCACAACUGGAUCUUUUGGACGAGGAAGUCCAGUCUGUGAAGAUAUUAAUAUAAUGAUCACAAGGAAUGAUUCUGAUGGAAAGAAUCAUCUUGGUGUUUUAACCAAAUUGGUUGAAAUCUUAAGUAAUCAAGGAUUCUUAACACAUGAAUUAACACGUCAUGAUGGAGAUAGUCUUUUUGCAAAAUUUAUGGGAAUUUAUUUAUUUACAGUAUCUUAUAAUGAAAUAGGUGCCGCAUUACUUUCAUACACUGGUGGAGUCAAAUAUAAUGAAGGAAAAUUACUUGCUCAAAAAACAGAACAGGAAAUCUUUGACGUAUUAGGAGUUCCAUGGCGGUAA